AGAAGGAAGGAGGGUGAGUACCGGAUGGAGAAAACAGAAAAAGAAUUGUAUGCGCGCUGUCUGAAUAUAUCCUAUACUUGUAAAUAAUCACAUCCGAGUUGCACUUUUGCCUUUAAAUUCCGUUUCUGGACACCUCUUUUUUCAUCCAGCCAGCUGGGAGAGACAAAGCACUGUUGGUGCCUUCAGGGACGGAACUCUGGUAGGGGCUGGCUGGCUGUAAAUUGACGUGGCAUGGAAAUUCUCCGCUAAGUUGGAGCAGCUUGCAAGUUUCUCGAAGAUCAAGCCCAGCCUCCAGGAGCUGGGGCUCAACCAUGGGCUCAGAGACUUCACAGAAAAAUGGAUAGAGCGUGCCCUCGGCCCCUUGCUUCGGACCCCGACGUUUUCUUUUGGGCUGUCUAUGGUUCAGCCGAAAACCAAGUCAAAGCAGCCAAGUCUGCAACUUUCCUUUCGCAGCUUAAACAACAGAAUUUGCUGCUCUCUCGCCCUUUUCCUGCAGUUUAAUUCCUUGCAGACUCUGCCAUGGGGUGCGGACUUCGGAAGCUGGAAGACCCUGAUGAUAGCAGCCCUGGAAAAAUCUUUUCUACCCUCAAGAGACCGCAAGUGGAAACAAAGGCAGAAUUUGCUUACGAAUAUGUGUUGCUGGAUUUUACUCUACAAGCUUCAUCAAACCCAGCAGUCAUCAAGAUAAAUUCAGUCCUGGAUAUAGUAACAAAAGUGGAAGACUAUUACCUUAAAGGAUAUAUUGUUGGGGCCAUUCAUCCCAUUAUACAACCCGUGGGGCAACGGAAGAAUCUACCAGCCAGUUACCUGUAUAGAGUGGUACUGUCCCGCUUGAAAUUAAGCUCCAAACAUUCGGCAGCGCCAAGUGGACAAAGGCGACCAAGACUUGUGAUCGAGGAAUGUCCGCUAGUCAACGAGACACAAGCCAAUGACACAGCAAAAGAGCUCCUAGAAAAGAUUAAUGUUAGUGCUAAAAGAGGCAUGAAAUUUGUUGGAUUCAUCUCCCAGCACCAUCCACCAUCUAAAUGCUGUAAUGGAACCAACCAUGAUGGACAGGCAGAGGCAGCGCCGCAUGUGAGACGCAGCUCAGAUGAGAACUGCAAGAGCUGGGAUGGAGGGACACUAGGCGGGCAGUCACCUGAGAGCGGGAUUGAGGAAGCUCACCAGGAAGGUGGGCCGUGCCAAGUGGAACGAAAUGACAGCCUCAGCGACUCCAAGCUAAAAAAGGGAGAAGAUAGCAAGUUGUACACCGUCUUCAAUGUCUUUGAUGAGGAUUCCACUUGCUGGGCCUACCAGGAGGGCACCUUGUCAAUGAAAGUGACCAGGAAAGGAGCUGUCAUCAGUACCCUUGAUGCCGACUGGCUGGAGCUAACGACGUUUUACUAUAAGCAAGGCUUAUCAUUAAUUGACUCUUUUGUGUGCUGGGAAACACCGAAAGGGGACCAUUUGCCUAAAUCUUUGGAAGGAUUUUUCAUCUAUGAAGAAGAAGGUUCUGGAGUUCCAGGUUCUAAUAGGAGAGGAAAUGAUGCCAUCGUGGUGGAACAAUGGACUGUCAUUGAGGGCUGUGAAAUCAAAACGGAUUACGGCCCCCUACUGCAUACUCUGGCUGAGUUUGGAUGGCUUCUGACAAGCGUGUUGCCUACACCUAUACUGAGACAUGACAGUGAAGGGAACCUGGCUACAAAGCAGGUUGUAUUCCUUCAGAGGCCAGUCAUGUGGAAUUCUGCUGCUCAGACUCCAGAAAGGAAAACCAGCCGGCUCCCGAGAAGUGACGACGGGAGGAAAGGCAGCAGCAAGGGCGUGGGCCCCGACGCCCCCGCCGCACCCCCACCGGCCGAGGCCCCCGCCGCACCCCGGGACGGCCUCCUCCCGUCCCCGUCCCCGUCCCGGGAAAGCUGGGCCGAGGAGCGGAGGCCCGCGCAGGGCGGCGGCUUCUCCGGGCUCAGCAGCGGCGACAGCGUCCUCCGAGACCUAGAUGAUGGCCAGUUCGACCAGGAGGACGGGGUGACUCAGGUCACUUGCAUGUGAGCCACCAGAGCAAGCCACCUAAGGCCUUGUAAAUAGUGACUGUCGACUGACUUUAUUUUAUUACUUGUAUCUGCUUUUAUGUCUUUUUUUUUUUUUUAAUUUCCCACACUCAGCCUUUCCUCUAACCUAUGUAAACUUCGGCUCAACCUCCCAGACAAGGAAGAGUAACCAACAUGUUUGUAAAUCUAGAACCAUGUUUACAUUUCUCCCAAUUAAAUCAUCUGUCUAAACAGAUGUCCCAUUGGGUUACCAAGCAA
Messenger RNA from Jaculus jaculus (lesser Egyptian jerboa), 2285 nucleotides. RefSeq names its product raftlin family member 2 (gene Rftn2). The transcript has 9 exons. The coding region runs from base 520 to 2028 and encodes 502 amino acids. The record is from RefSeq and is a predicted model, not a curated record. Lineage: Eukaryota; Metazoa; Chordata; Mammalia; Rodentia; Dipodidae.